This is a messenger RNA of Microtus ochrogaster (prairie vole), 1194 nucleotides long. RefSeq names its product mitochondrial ribosomal protein L30 (gene Mrpl30). NCBI's taxonomy places the organism in Eukaryota, Metazoa, Chordata, Mammalia, Rodentia, Cricetidae. Gene Ontology annotation, cellular component: large ribosomal subunit; mitochondrion. Gene Ontology annotation, molecular function: structural constituent of ribosome. The record is from RefSeq and is a predicted model, not a curated record. Gene Ontology annotation, biological process: translation.
UGCACCGAGAGGUCGCCGGUGAGUCGGGUUGCGGGAGUUAUAGGUGUUGUGUGUUUUCACCUAGGCUUUCUCUGCAGGUGUUGACUUCCUUUUCCGUUCCGAGCUGGAGGUCCCGGCUACGUAACUAGCCUCUGCAGGGAAGAAUUACUACACUUAUGGCUGGUGUUUUGUGUUCAGUAUUUCAGAGGCCUCCAGGCAGACUGCUGACUGUGAAGAAAGGUGUGGAAUCUCUCAUUGGUACAGAUUGGAUUCGGCACAAGUUUACCAGAUCAAGGGUUCCAGAUAAAGUGUUUCAGCCUAAACCUGAAGAUCAUGAAAAAUAUGGUGGGGACCCCCAGCACCCUCAUAAACUACACAUUGUUACAAGAAUAAAAAGUACAAAAAGACGUCCGUACUGGGAAAAGGAUACAAUCAAGAUGCUUGGACUGCAGAAGGCACACACCCCUCAAAUUCACAAGAACAUCCCUUCAGUGAACGCAAAGUUGAAAGUAGUUAAACACUUGAUACGUAUCCAGCCCCUGAAGCUGCCACAAGGACUUCCCACAGAAGAGACCAUGUCUAGCACGUGCCUCAAGAGCACUGGGGAAUUGGUGGUACAGUGGCAUCUGAAGCCUGUGGAGCAGGAAGCAAAGUCUUGAUGUCACAUGGCUGCAGAUUACAAACUGCAGUUAGGAGGAAAUGUUUCUCAUUAAAGUGUAUUUCAGUCUAGCCGUUUCCAUGACAGAAGCUGUCGUGAUUCUUCCUCAACAUACAGACUUUAGGAGUUCUGAUGUUACUUGGUUAAAUUCUCUCUGUUUGUCCCCUAAAAAUUUUACUCCAUGGUGGGCAAGAAUGGCAUUGUUUGAACAUCUAACUUUAGGCCCCUAACACUUUAACUAUCGUUAUCUUUUUGUAGAAACUGCUUUCUUCCUUGAUUGCUUUCUCGUUGAAUCUACAGAUGUUGGUGUCAGUCCUGUGUCGCUGUAACAAAGUCCCCAAGCUGGGUAGCCUGUCAAGCAAGGGGGUUUACUUUGGUCCUAAGCCCUGAAAAGUCCAAGCCAGGGCAGCAUAUCUCAUGAGGACCUUCUGCAGGGUUCUAGUAUGGUAGGUGACAUCACACAGUUGUUGUUUUUUUUUUUAAUUCUAUUAUUCAUUUUCAUAUAAAUUAACAUUCUAAAACAUUGAAAUAGAAACACUAAAGUGCAGUAUUGCACA